UGGGACCCACAAGAGGAAAAGAAAUAUCAGAUCCAACAAUUUGGGGAUUUUUUUUCUUCUUCUUCCUCAACGUUUUUUCUCAUCAAGCAGAACCCCAAAAGAGAUAUAAAUCAAUCAAUUAAGAACCAGAAAAAGAAGAAGAAGAAGAAACAAAUUUAAACGAGAAUUAAACCCUAAUAAUAGCCAAGAACAACUAGUUUCCUUCCGGCGAAACCAAACCAAGAGCAAUAAGAAACGGAGAAAGUAACUCACUAGACAACGGGUCAAUUCAAUGCUCACUCUAUGAAGCGUUUGUCAGAAAGAGCAUUCACAAUGUUGCUUUCCAAGUAUGGUGAUGGGCCAACACUAUCUAGUGGUGACCACUGUAUACACUGCCCAAGUGAUGGGGUGAAGACGAUGAUUCGAGCGGAUGACUGUAUGGAUCGGAGGUCCCCUUUCAAAGAAAUUGUGGAUGCCUCACCAGCUGGAAAGACUCUAAAGGGAACGUUGUACUAUGUGUCUAGGAAUUGGUUACUGCAGUGGUCACUGAGAAGGAAUGUGAAUUUUCCCUCUGAAGCUGACAUUGGCCCAACCACUUCAAUUAGGUGUCCCCAUGGAGAGCUUGUGCCAGAACAAGCGGCUGGGGCAAAGCGUGUGUUGAUUCCGGAGGAUCUCUGCCUCUUUCUUUAUGAACAAUCUAACAAGUUGAAACCUGAAGAUCCCUUGGCUUGUUCAACAUUUCCUUCGGAUGCAGAAACAUGUGGUAUAUGCAGCGUCGAACUUAAUAAUGCUAAGCUCAAAGAACGCCAGAAUCAUAAUAAGUUACUCCAGGGAAAUAAUGAUUCCCUUUCUCCAGGAAGCAAGUAUUACUUGGUGCCUUCAUGGUGGCUGAGUAAGUGGAAAAGUUACAUUACAGCAAGUGGGAAGAUGGUGUCUUCACCAGCAGCUGCGAGACCUGACCCUCUAGAGGGUGUUAUUGAUUCUUUGGUAUGUUCGAAGCAUUCGCGGCUGCUAGAAAGGCCUCCCAUUGUCAUCUGCAAACGUGGUCAUAUUUUUCAGAAGCCAUAUACUACAGAUGGAUUGACUUUAAUCUCAGAGAAUGACUGGAAGUUCUUUUGCGAAGAUUGGCAAGGUGCCAACUCGAAAUGUGUAUCUGCUGAAUUUGAGUUCUCUGGUGCUGACGCGAAGAAAUUAAUUGGAUCUUCUGAAGAGGUGCCAAUUUCAGAAGCAAAGUUGAAUGCUUCAAAUGACGAGGUAGAGCCAAGGCAACCUACUAUUAAGACUUAUCCAACGAUAUGCGAAGAAUGCAUAGGAGAAAGAGAAAGGAGAGAGCUAAUGCAAAAAUCAAGUUAUUGCAAUGAAGAGAUUUCUGUAGUUCCGGUACGUGGAAUAGAAGAUCCAAGAUCUGUUCUUGAAGCUUCUUGGGCAGUUUCUGAGCCAGAUAGUCACACUUCCAAGUGUCUAACUAACUUAAAUGGUGAUGUUCUUGAAGCUGAUAACAGUUCCCCUGCUCUCAUUGACAACACAUCAGUUCCCUGCUCCCAUGGUCAAGGAGCCUGGACAACAUUGCUUUUCAAGGCACAUGGAACUACAACUGUUGGACUCCAGCAUCCAAAUUUUGGGGUUGUAGUAGGUGCUGAUGGAAAGACUUCUUGUAUCCAAACUUUAACCCUUGGCGAAUUGGAUCAAUGUAAAAUAAAUCAUUUUGGGGGAGGUGGAGGUGUAGAUCAGUUUAAAAUGUCAGGUGCAUGGGCUGGUGAGGUUGAACGGUGUGAAGAAAUUUCUGCCCAAGUGCAUCAAUUGGUUGAUGAUGCAACAAAUGAAGCUGAUAAAGUCAAAUUCAUUCGUGAAAGACUGAUGGCCUUGGAUGGAGAAUGGGGUUACAUCUUUGGAGAGAUCGAAAAAAAGGCAUACUAUUUAUUGUUGUAUUACGUCAAUCCUAUUAUUUUUAUUAUUGUUGCUUAUUUUUGUAUGUGUUUAAUUUUAGGGUGGAAAAUUCUGUCCAUUUCUCUUUUUCGUAAAGCCAAGAAUGUCAGAUGCUGGGGAAGGAUUUUACUGCUAUGGUUCAGGGAUGGACUAUGCUGCAUAGGUGUUAAGUUCUAUCUCAGAUAUCGGUAAACUGACAUUGGAAGAGGCCAUAGACUGGGUGGAACGAGCGCUGGUGUAUGCAGCACUAAUGGAUCAUUUCUCCGGUGGAAUAUCCUGUAUACAUGCUAUGGGGAUUAAUGGAUAUACAGAAACUCGAACUGAAGGGAUACUGACUACGCUAAGGAAGAGGCAUAAAAGCUAUUUUAAGGAAAGGCGGGCGCUAUAUAAGAAGUAUGACUUUGGGUGGACAGUGUGUGAAUUUGGAAAGUUAACAAAGAAGAGCAAAGUACGAUGGAUAAAUGCUAAAAAGCUGUUCAUAUCUCCUUGCCAGUGGAUGUUCUAUGAGAAAAAGAAGAGUGAUUAUUGGGAUGAGUCAGAAAGUGAUACUUCAGAUGAAGAUGAACCAUCUCCAAAAAGAAAGAAACCAGCUGCUGAUGGAGACUGAGACAAGACCAAAGUUGGUGUUUAUGGUUCUUGUAAUGGUUUAAUUGUAGUGAAGAACGUUGCCUCGGUCUAUGAGGGGACAGCCAGGAUCGGACUUUAUACUUCCUCUAAAACUGUAUUUCCUAAUCCUAUAUCUAGGUUAACUGAAAUCUUUCUUUGA
Papaver somniferum (opium poppy) is the source of this 2671-nucleotide messenger RNA. RefSeq names its product ubiquitin carboxyl-terminal hydrolase 26-like. The record is from RefSeq and is a predicted model, not a curated record. The transcript is spliced from 12 exons. Lineage: Eukaryota; Viridiplantae; Streptophyta; Magnoliopsida; Ranunculales; Papaveraceae. Gene Ontology annotation, molecular function: cysteine-type deubiquitinase activity. Bases 283 to 2097 code for a protein of 604 amino acids.